AUGACGGCUGUGUUCCACUGCGUUCCAGUAGAAGGAGGCGACCCCGAGGUGCAGCUAAUGCGGGACCUGUUUGUUUGCUGUGUUCAAGUACAAGGAGGCGACCCCGAGGUGCAGCUAAUGCGGGACCUGUUCGCGGACUACAGUUCCUUCCCCCGGCCCGUGUCCAACACCACCCACAUCGUCUCUGUCAAGUUCGGGCUAUCACUCUCACAGAUCGUCGGGCUGAACAUGAAGGACCAGGUGAUGACGACAAGUGUGUGGCUCAAGCAGAUCUGGGAGGAUUACAAGCUGACGUGGGAUCCUGCCGAGUAUGACGGGAUCACCCGGAUCAAGGUUCCCGUGGACAUGAUCUGGAUCCCGGAUGUUCUGCUCUACAACAAUGCCGAUGGCAAGUUUGAGGUCUCGUCCUUCACCAAGGCGACCCUGUUCUAUAACGGCACGGUGGUCUGGACUCCAGCGGGGAUUUACAAGUCUUACUGCUACAUCGACGUAACGUUUUUCCCGUUCGACCGUCAGAACUGCUCCAUGAAGUUCGGCACGUGGACGUACGACGCCACAGUGGUGGACAUGGUGCCGAUAGAGCCUGUGGUGGACCUGUCCAAUUUCCUGGCGAACGGAGAGUUUGUGAUCAUGAGCGCUCCUCUGUACAGACACGUCCUGUCGUACGAGUGCUGCCCGCCGUAUGUGGACAUCACCGCCUACAUCGUACUGGAGCGACUCCCGCUGUACUUCACCGUGAACCUGCUCAUCCCGUGUCUCCUCUUCACCUUCUUGUCUCUUCUGGUAUUCUACCUGCCGUCUAAAGCUUGUGAGAAGAUCACGCUGUGUAUCUCCAUCCUGCUGUCGUUAGCUGUGUUCCUAUUGGUUGUGGUGAAGAUCAUCCCGUCCACGUCAUUGGCUGUGCCGUUGCUAGGGAAGUACCUGCUCCUGACGACGGUGUGCGUCAUCCUGUCCGUGGUGGUGACGACUGUCGUGCUGCACCUGAGCGACAGGACGGACCCCAUGCCGGGGUGGGCCAGGAAGAUGUUGUUACAAGUGCUGCCGCGGCUCCUCUGCAUGACCAGACCCGGCAGUAACAAGGUUGCCGAGAUGCUCCUGAACAGUCAGGCGGACGUGCUGGACGAUCUGCCCGAGGGCGAGACGGUGUACGCCAGCAUCAGGCCGAGGGGCAGCCCGAGGUUAACGAGGAACCUGCAGCUGCACAGAGAGGAGCACCCCAUCUCUCCCGAGCUGCGCGCUACCGUGAAGAACAUCAACGCUAUCGCCAAGAGCCUCCGGGGAGACAUGCUCAACUCGUCGUUGUCUGACGAUUGGCAGUACGCCGGCCUGGUGCUGGACAGGUUCUUCAUGUGGGUCUUCUUCCUCAUCUCUCUGAUUGGCUCCCUCGUCAUCUUCCUGCCGCCAUUCGUCUUCGACAGGUCUGUCGUGAUAUCCUACUGACACCAAACUGUCGUAAAAUUGCCUUCUCCACUAUUUCUCACCAAACGGCUCGGACAUGCGCAGUGCUGCAUCACUGAUACCCAACUGCUGCAAAACCUCACUUGCAUUCUUCACCAUCGCUCGUCAAACGGCUCGAACUUGCGCAGUGCUGCAUUACUAACGGACCCAACAUGCUUGUAGGAACUCAUCAACUUCGGUUUGAACCUCCCCAUGAAGAGACGCAAAACUAGACUAAUAUCCAAGCAGAUCUUGCUGUGGCAUAAAGAUAGUAUCAUUAGCUUGGGAAGGAGUUUAGCCGGCUGAGGAGUUCCAUUGACGACAGCUGAGAUCACAACUACACCUCACAGCACUGCCUUGUACAGCACCACGGACGACUAACCAAUAAUACUACAUCAUGUUACAACACACCUGAACAAUGGACAGAAAGAUGUUGUGGACAUUGGAAGUGGUCGUCAUCACACUUUCUGACAUGUUUUAUUGCGUGAUCACCUAUUGACGACCUAAAAGUGACAGUGACGAAACAACGAAGAAGACAUUCCUAAACAUCUGGAAGAAACAUGAUAGUGCCAAUUAUCUAAAGAUCAUAGAGCACUUCUCAUCCUGUGUUGAAGGAUACGAAAUGACUGCCAUGGACCUAACAUCACUUGACGAAUUUGACAUUGUGCCAUUGACUGAAAAGUGAUGAGAUUUUUAUGAUGCCAAAUCUAUGAGGAAUAACAUAGCUCGUACUACUAUUCACACAUGUAGAUAUCCAUUCUCAUUGAAUUUACUGGUUUGGUAAUGUUUGUGUUUGAAAGUAAAUCCGUGAAAUAUCAAAGGUAAGUUUUAUCCUUAGGGAGGUUCGCAUGACGAUUGUUGCCUCUAGUAUGAAGGAAUCAUCUCCAAGCAGAUGUUUCUUUUUCUUUGGUUUGUUUUGUACAUUUAAGUGGACACACGUCGCCUUAAAAAGCUUACACUACGUUAUCCGAAACGGACAGAAAUUCUUGGAAAACGUACAAAAGCAGUACAUCUGUUUGGAGACUAUGAGCGUGUGGUGAGACUGUGUCAAAAACAUAAAUAACGUUUUUUUUAAUCAAUAAAUUAGCAUUAUUGGUUAGUUGUGAUUUCUAUGCGUGACUUGUAACAUACGGGAGCAGCUGGUUAUAGAUCGGUAGGGCCUACAGUAGGGGUUACAUUGGGCCGUACAUUAAACACACUUGAGCCUUGCUAUGCAUCAAAUCAAUGGAGCGUGUCUUGCGAUGAGGUGACUUAGGAUUCUGAACAAAUACGGAUUAAAUGUUAGGAAAUCGCCCUACUAAACUCAGUAUU
Messenger RNA from Branchiostoma floridae (Florida lancelet), 2748 nucleotides. RefSeq names its product neuronal acetylcholine receptor subunit alpha-4-like. Gene Ontology annotation, molecular function: transmembrane signaling receptor activity; acetylcholine-gated monoatomic cation-selective channel activity. NCBI's taxonomy places the organism in Eukaryota, Metazoa, Chordata, Leptocardii, Amphioxiformes, Branchiostomatidae. Gene Ontology annotation, biological process: regulation of membrane potential; monoatomic ion transmembrane transport; nervous system process. Bases 1 to 1440 code for a protein of 479 amino acids. The record is from RefSeq and is a predicted model, not a curated record. The transcript is spliced from 11 exons. Gene Ontology annotation, cellular component: neuron projection; synapse; postsynaptic membrane.